This is a messenger RNA of Hyalella azteca, 1124 nucleotides long. RefSeq lists its product as uncharacterized. The record is from RefSeq and is a predicted model, not a curated record. The transcript is spliced from 5 exons. The coding region runs from base 155 to 787 and encodes 210 amino acids. NCBI's taxonomy places the organism in Eukaryota, Metazoa, Arthropoda, Malacostraca, Amphipoda, Hyalellidae.
AGAGCAUAAUUUGAUCUUCAUUAUUAAAGUGUUUCGAUUCUGAAUAACUGCUAGUUUAAAAAAAUAUAGACUUGUCAUUUUCAAACAGUCAGUGAGUUUUUUGUGCAUAAUUAAUUGCAAAUUACCGUUUUUCAUCAAAAAUCCAAUAAAUUUCAUGACGAUCAUGCGUAACGUAAUGCUUUUAUUUACCGUAACAAUGCUCUUCGUGAGCGACACGUCGGCACAGCUCUCUGAGAACGGCGACUGUCCCGACUACGUUGCUUCGUCUCUCUUCACUCCGCUCGUCAUGCUGGACCUGAUUAACGUCGGCGAAAUGAAGCUGGCGAUGUCGCUGGGCAGCAGCGUGGACCGCACACACUCGUGUCAGGCGCUCACGUUUGUGGAUGGCAAGAAUUAUCGCUACACCUACAAUGAUCGUAACGGAGCUAAACGGGCCAUCAAUGGAUCAUACCAAGCGAGCUUCCCGUCGUUCAUCUCAACGUCGCAUCUCAAGCUCGUCGGCGGCUACAGGAACGUGAUGGGUGCAGACUCGAGUGGCACGUCACGCCUGGUGCCGCUGGCGUACAGUCCGGGCAUCAUCAUCUUUGUGUCGUGCUCCGAGACGCUCUGGUUCCACAACCAGCAAUUCUACUUGCUCGUCGAUUCAAAGAUACUUCUGCGUCCUGAAGAUUUGGACGAGAUCGAGAAGACCCUCAAGUCUGUGGGCAUCAUCCCAGCGAGCCUCACGUUGGACCGACCCGACCAGUCGUGCAGAGAACCUGAUCCUGACGUUGAGCAGGAGGCAUAACAGCGCUUCGUUAACUCCUUAAUUUAUAAUCGUAUCAUCAAACUUAUCUUCUACAUAACCAUCCAUUUUGAGUUGCAACGAGAAAACUCGUUUGGUAGUUAUUUAUUUAGUCUUCGUUUAGACUAUGAUGAAGAUAAGUAACAUAACCUAACGAUAUUCAGAAAUUUGUCAGCCAGUUAAGAGGUAAAUACCCGCAGGUAAGUAUGAAGCGACUUAUUUUGAAUCCCUUCACUGAAGUCAAUGUCAGAGAAAUCAUUCAAAUCAGUUUAGUAAGGCCAUUCAACUUCUCUUGUAGCAUAGCUAGAAGCGUUUUCUGUUAAAUAAAAAUAUCGCAUAU